This is a messenger RNA of Hevea brasiliensis (rubber tree), 2893 nucleotides long. RefSeq names its product putative U-box domain-containing protein 50. Gene Ontology annotation, biological process: protein phosphorylation; protein ubiquitination. Bases 293 to 2698 code for a protein of 801 amino acids. The transcript is spliced from 8 exons. NCBI's taxonomy places the organism in Eukaryota, Viridiplantae, Streptophyta, Magnoliopsida, Malpighiales, Euphorbiaceae. The record is from RefSeq and is a predicted model, not a curated record. Gene Ontology annotation, molecular function: ATP binding; protein kinase activity; ubiquitin-protein transferase activity.
UCCAAAUAUGACCGUCCUACACCUAUAUAUAAAAUAAUGAAUAAGCUUAGAUGCUAUCUCCCUUCCCCCUCCGAGUGGUCCUUCUUGAAAACUUUCAACAAAUCUUUGCAAGAAUUUCAACCUCUCUUUCCUUUUACAUUGCAAUUUUCAUACUUUAUCCUUUCACUCGUUUGGUUUGGAUUUGCUUUCCUUGAGACAACUUAUUGAGUCAUUUUCUUUGAUGUUUGUUUAAGUGAGGUUAUUAGCCUUAAUCUUGAAAUUAAGGCAACGGCUGAGUGUUCAGAGCUCAAGAAUGGAUUCUCAUGUGGAGAAGGUCUAUGUGAUUCUUGGGAAUGAUUUACAAGAUGGAUUCAAGACUCUGGAUUGGGCACUUAGGAAAUGGAAACCCAAUCCAUUCUCUAUAGUCAUUCUUCAUGUGACUUGCAACAUUUCCAAGGACUUCGUUUACACCCCAUUUGGGAAGCUCCCUGCAAAUUCUGUGAGUGAAGAAAAGCUGCUAGUUCUUAGGAAGUAUGAGCAAGAAAAGAUAGAGAAAUUAAUCUCCAAGUACAUAUCUUUCUGUGGGAAGGUAAAGGCUGAAAUCUUGAAAGUAGAAAAAUCUGAUGAACCCAUUCAUAAAGUCAUAGUAGAUUUGAUCUCAAGACUCAAGAUAACCAAAUUGGUCAUGGGAUUAACAUUCAUGAAGUCUUCAUCAUGGAAAUCAAAGAAUGCAAUCAGUGGAUCAUUCUACAUCCACCAGCAUAAACCAAAUUUUUGCGAGUUCUUCAUAAUAUGUGGAGGGAAGUUGGUAUUGCUUAGAGGAGAAAGUGAAGAAGCAAUCAUGGAGGAUGAUCAAGGAGUCAAUGUUGCAAAAAGGGGUAAUAUAAAAACUUGGCUAGGAAAAAUGUUCACAGAAGGAAGAAAUUCUAGCCGCAUGUCUGCCUCAUCAAAAUGCCUAGAAUCAAAAAAUUCACAAAAUCAGUGGGAAAAUUGUGCCUUAGAGAUUCAUAAUUAUUAUGAGCAUUUGUUGUCUUUGAAUUUGGAUGAAGAGAUUUGCGAGGAAGAGAAUGAAAUUUUGCAGGCUGGUCCAUUGGAAGCAGUUGUGCAAGAUCCCACUGAUUCUACCAUGAGUGUGGCUUCGAAAAUGGAAGUCAUGAGAAGUAAAAUAGAUGACGCACAGAAAAUAAUCCAGUUGAAAAAGGAAGAGGCUAAGCUCAAUGCAGAAAGGUCUGCAAAAGCUGAAUGGGUUUUGAGUGUAUGCAAUAGCAGGGUGGAGGAGCUUGAAGCCAAGAUAAGAGAAGAGGUCACGACUCAAAUAGAGAUAAAGAAAUCAUUGGAUAAUGAGAAAGAGCAAAUUCAAGAAAUUAUGAGUGAUAUUGCAGAAAACGAGAAUAGAUUAAACUCACUUCUUGAACUCAAAUCAGAGCUCUCCAACAAGCUCCAGUUAUCAACUUUGGCAAGAUCACAUGGAGAAGCUCAACUAGAGAAGGCAGUCCUUGCAAGAGCAGAAAUGGUGAGGGAGAUCGAAGAGCUAAGGCAACAAAGAGACGUUCUUCAACGUAGAAUUGAGUUUUGUAAAGAAAAAGAUGCAAUAGGAAUGGUAACAAAGCAUAACGAGAUAACUUGUGGCUACAGGGAGUAUACUGCAGAGGAUAUUAGAUUAGCAACAGAUGGUUUUUCAGAGAGUCUGAGAUUAAAAUCCAAUGGUGAUUGGACCAAUGUAUAUCGAGGACGUAUUCAUAAUUCAACUGUUGCAAUCAAAAUCCUCAAUUCUGAGACAGGAUUCUCCAGGGAAGAUUUUCUAGACAAGGUUAAGUUCCUGAAUAACAUUAGGCACCCUCAUUUGGUUGCCAUGGUGGGUUUCUGCUCCGAGCAAAAAUGCAUCAUUUUUGAAUACCUGCACAACGGUGGCCUAAGGGAGAUCUUGUUUUCCUCUGAAAGAAACAAUAAGAAAAGAGACCGGGUCCUCCGGUGGCGAGAUCGAAUCCGAAUAGCCCACGAGGUUUGUUCAGGUCUAGCCUUUCUACACUCGGCUAAGCCUAGGCCCAUUGUUCAUGGUCACUUGACCGCAUCCAACAUCCUCCUGGACCGCAAUCUAGUUGCUAAGAUAAGUGGGUUUGGGCUGAGCCAAUGCUACAAUGAAAAUUACGAUAUGCAUCCCGAUAUUCGAGCUUUUGGAGUUCUGUUAUUGCAUCUUCUGACUGGUAGAAAUUGGGCUGGGCCUUUGGAAGAUGCAAAAAUGGAUCGGUCGACCCUUGCUGGGGUUCUGGAUGAGAGGGCAGGACAAUGGCCGUUGGAUUUGGCUGAGGAACUCGUUGGGAUAGCAAUGAAGUGCAUGCCCUGUAACCUUAGGUCUGAUACAGAUUUCAGUAUAGCAACAGUAAUGGAAGAGCUUGAUAGGGCAAGGAAAAGGGCUGAUGAGACAGUUGCUAGAGGUAGAUGUGAGUCUUUUGUUAAAGGAGGUGUUGACAAAGAAGAGUCCAAUGAAGUACCUAGCAUUUUCGUCUGCCCUAUAUUGCAGGACGUAAUGAAGAACCCACAUGUAGCAGCAGAUGGAUUUUCUUACGAGUUAGAAGCAAUAGAGGAAUGGCUGGGGACGGGACACGAUACUUCACCAAUGACAAACUUAAGGCUUAAGCACAAAUUCCUAACCCCUAAUCACACUCUUCGUUCCCUCAUCCAAGAAUGGCACAACAGGAAAUCCAAUGUGACCUCAUGAUAUGAUGACGAUGAUGAUGCAUUUGUUUUGCAGAUUACAAAUCAUAAUAAUAAACUUCAUAAUUCUUUGUUUCUUUUCAACAUGCAAGAAAAACAGCAGGGUUUAUAGCUACAAAGCUGUAGUUUGUGCAGGUUCAAGAUUUAUUUUGUAAAAAUUUAUUGAUAUCAACAUAAUUUAACACCCCUUUUAUCAGAA